Molecule: messenger RNA, 1041 nt
Organism: Cucumis sativus (cucumber)
Lineage: Eukaryota; Viridiplantae; Streptophyta; Magnoliopsida; Cucurbitales; Cucurbitaceae
Product: protein LURP-one-related 10
Exons: 2
Coding region: 122-769 (215 amino acids)
Source: RefSeq, a predicted model, not a curated record
CCAUACUGCAGAGGUACCCAAUUACACGUCUUCGAUACAACCCAAGGGAAAAUCCCAACAUCCCCUCAUUUCCUCAUCUUAACUAAAUUUUCUUCCCAUCUCCAAUCAAAUUCAUCCAUUAAUGGCCGAUCCCACGACGAUUCAGCUACCCGCACAGACCACAUACGCUGCGUUGGCCAGUCCCUUGACGGUGUUAGGCUCUCAGUAUAUCGCUCCUUAUCCCGUGGAUCUGAGAAUCACGAAGAAGGUGAUGACCAUGAAGGAAGGUUCGUUCGCGGUUACUGACGUUAACGGCACCUUGAUGUUCAAGGUGAAAGGGUCGGUGUUCAGCCUCCACGAUCGCCGCGUUCUUCUUGACGCCGCUGACAACCCCGUAAUCACCUUUCAACAAAAGCUGUUUUCAGCGCAUAGAAAAUGGUAUGCGUAUAGAGGGGAGAGCAGAGAUUCAAAAGAUCUGUUAUUCACGGUGAAGAAAUCGUCGAUUUUACAAUUUAAGACACACUUAGAUGUGAUAUUAGCCACAAACGGAUCGGACAGCGGGUGCGAUUUUAAGAUAAAAGGAAGCUGGAUGGAGAGAGCCUGCACUAUCUUUCUUGGGGAUGGGUCUUCUGUGGUCGCCCACAUGCACAAGGAACACAGUUUACAGAGCAUUGUGUUGGAUAAGGAUACGUUUGGAGUGACGGUUCAGCCGAAUGUGGAUUUUGCGUUCAUCGUUGCACUUGUGGUCAUUCUCUUCGAGAUCAACGAGGACAGGAGCGGCAACGACUAGAUAGAUCAAAACAACAACCCCACCCCUUUUAUAUAUUAUUAUUCUAAUUUCCCAUCUGCUUCUUCUACAUUUCUGCACACUUGGAUACGGGCAUGGCCUUAAUUACUUGUUUCAUCUGCUUUUGGUGCUUCAUUAGUUCUUUUAUUAAAAGCUAUAUGUAUUUUCCUCUUCUGAUUUUGUGUUUCAUUCUCCAAAAACAGUAUAUAGUUUUGUAACAAUAAACAAUCUUAUAUAAUGAAUACCUUCCACACAGAUAUGUGGUUUUGUCAUUA